Messenger RNA from Paramuricea clavata, 6411 nucleotides. Lineage: Eukaryota; Metazoa; Cnidaria; Anthozoa; Malacalcyonacea; Plexauridae. The record is from the annotation of a GenBank genome assembly.
GGUGUCCGCAGCCGGGCUGACCAUCUGCCAUGUAGGCUAAUAUAAACAUUGUAAACACAAUUUUCAUUCAUCGAACAUUCAUCACACUUUGUUUUAUUCAUUUGAGAAACCGGGAUUUUUAAAAACAUUUCAAAUGUGGCUUCCUAUUAUUUGCUUUCUUUUAAUUUUGCAGCAAUUGAAUGGUGAAGAAGAGACGAGAAAUGCUGCCGACAAAUUAAAAGGUAUUACAUUUUACUUAAAAUUUUAUAUAUAAACUGUUGUUUUGUGACAAAUGACAAAUGUAUUAUUGCACUACACAUGAAUGCACAGUACGACCACGCUUUAUUUUAUGUAAACUAUAUUAUACAAAUGCAUUUUAUAUAUACUUCCAUCAUUUACUCUCAAUUCAAGCGUACUUUAGAAUAAGCAAGCUUUGUUGCUUUUUUUAGAAAAAUUGAUCAUUAUCCCAAUUUUUUUGUCUAUAAAAUAUUCAAUGAUUGAUUCCAGACAGCUGUUUGACAGGUGCAUGGCGAUUUUUUCAACUAUAAUUUUUUAUUUUAGCAGUUGCAAACCCAAGAUUAACCUUACCAGAUUAACCUUUUGAAUGCAAAGGAGGUGACAACAUAGUUCAGGGCGUGACCCCCAGUUUGUAUGUUUAAAUAGACAGACACUAGUCUGGACAAAGGGGGGUAGGGGACAGUCCUCCCCCCCAAUAAUUUCUGAAAGCCUUUGAGUGAUAAUUAAAUUGUGUAAUGAAGCUAUAGAAAUAAUUUGACAACACAUUCUUUAUUCUAGGUCAUCUUGAGGCCAUAGGUUCUCAAGGCACAUUUUUAGGAAAUAUACCUGAAUUAAAAUUUUCUCCCGAUGGUAAAUACUUCUAUAAAAAUUUUAUUCAUGGACGUGAACCUGUGGUUAUCCGAAAUGCGGCAAGUCAUUGGUUGGCUGUGAAAAACUGGCCAAAUGAAACGUACCUGAACUUGACAUAUGGAGAACUGCCAUUUACAGUGCACAUGUACAAAGUUUACAGGGACGCGUUAAGUGUCCGCAAGGACAUGAACUUAUCACAUUUCCUGGAAAUUUACAAAGAGCAAUCUGUAUAUUUGGAUUCACCAUUUCCCCCUUCAAAUUUGAUUAAUGAGAUUAGUCUACCAUCUAUACUCCAGUGUAAAGAGAUCAGUUCCACUAUAAGUGAUGUCUAUCUUCUCAUGAGCAGUGGAAACACCAGUUCACCAUUACAUCACGAUGGAUAUGAAAAUAUUUUAGCAAUAAUCUCAGGGACAAAGAAAGUUAUUCUCUUCAAAAGUUCUUACAGUGAAAAUGUUUAUGCUGAUGAGUUUAAUGUGUUACCUGGUCUUUCACCAAUUGAUCCUGAAAAAGUGGAUCUAGAGAAAUUUCCUAAGUUUGCAGAUGUCAUGUAUUAUGAGUCUGUACUUAAUCCUGGUAAGUGCAAGUACAGAUCAAUGGUAGAUUGUUUUGAUGAUGGUGGUGGUGGUUGAUAAAGAAAGGAUUGAUGGUGGUGCUGAAUGAUGUUGGUGGUGAUGAUGGUGGUGCUGGUAAUGAUGGUGGUGACAAUGAUGUUGGGUGAUAAAGAUGGUAAUGAUGAUGAUGGUGCUUGUAAUGAUGGUGCUAAUGAUGAUGAUGAUAAUGGUACUGAUAAUGAUCAUGAUAUUGAUGAUCAUGAUGGUGAUGAUGAUGAUGGUGCUGAUAAUGAUCAUGAUAGUGAUGAUCAUGAUGGUGAUGAUGAUGAUGGUGCUGAUAAUGAUUAUGAUAGUAAUGAUCAUGAUGGUGUUGAUAAUGGUCAUGAUAGUGAUGAUGAUGAUGGUGAGCUGAUAAUGAUCAUGAUAGUGAUGAUUAUGAUGGUGAUGAUGAUGAUGGUGCUGAUAAUGAUCAUGAUAGUUAUGAUCAUGAUGGUGAUGAUGAUGAUGAUGAUGAUGGUGCUGAUAAUGAUCAUGAUAGUAAUGAUCAUGAUGGUGAUGAUGAUGAUGGUGUUGAUAAUGGUCAUGAUAGUGAUGAUGAUGAUGGUGAGCUGAUAAUGAUCAUGAUGAUCAUGAUGGUGAUGAUGAUGAUGGUGCUGAUAAUGAUCAUGAUAGUAAUGAUCAUGAUGGUGAUGAUGAUGAUGGUGCUGAUAAUGAUUAUGAUAGUAAUGAUCAUGAUGGUGUUGAUAAUGGUCAUGAUAGUGAUGAUGAUGAUGGUGAGCUGAUAAUGAUCAUGAUAGUGAUGAUUAUGAUGGUGAUGAUGAUGAUGGUGCUGAUAAUGAUCAUGAUAGUUAUGAUCAUGAUGGUGAUGAUGAUGAUGAUGAUGAUGGUGCUGAUAAUGAUCAUGAUAGUAAUGAUCAUGAUGGUGAUGAUGAUGAUGGUGUUGAUAAUGGUCAUGAUAGUGAUGAUGAUGAUGGUGUGCUGAUAAUGAUCAUGAUGAUCAUGAUGGUGAUGAUGAUGAUGGUGCUGAUAAUGAUCAUGAUAGUAAUGAUCAUGAUGGUCAUGAUGGUGAGCUGAUAAUGAUCAUGAUGGUGGUGAUGAUGAUGGUGAGCUGAUAAUGAUCAUGAUGGUGAUGAUGGUGAGCUGAUAAUGAUCAUGAUGGUGAUGAUGAUGAUGGUGAGCUGAUAAUGAUCGUGAUGAUGAUGAUGGUGAUGAUGAUGAUGGUGAGCUGAUAAUGAUCAUGAUAGUGAUGAUGGUGGUGGUGAUGAUAAAUUAUGGCAGUGAUAAUAAUUGUAAUAGUCAUAAUAUUGGUGGUAGUGAUUAAUACCAUGCUGGUGUUGGUGAUGUGAUGGAAAUAAUGGUGGUGAUGUUGACAAUGUUAGUGACAUUUGGUCAUGUUGACUUUAAAUAGAAAAUGUUAAAAAUGAUUGUAUAAUAUAAAUAUUUUCAGGAGAUAUUUUAUACAUUCCUCAAUAUUGGUGGCAUCAUGUAACAUCAGCUGGUGCACCAAAUAUUGCUAUCAAUAUCUGGUUUGACAUGUUUAAUUAUGAAGAACAGUUUGAAAGUGCUGGUCUGAAGGAAAGUCAAGAUGUUGUCAAGGUAUAUUGAGUGAAGUAAUGCACAGAAAGUAAUCAAAGUAUGUCGCCUUGGCUUUACAAACUCGUUCUCGUGACGAUUGGCUUUAACAAGAAUUUGGACUAAAAAAACAAGGGCCUGAGGAAUUUUAGCAGGUUUUUCAAUUUUCAUGUUGGGAAAUUUUGAGGCAGCCCCCUAAUGUUUUGGUAGGCACUUAUUUUAGAACAUAUGUAUGGCAUAUUCUCUGUAUGUCUGGUCUUUUCUCUUUCAGACAACAGAACUAUUUGAAAAGUUAGCGAAAGAAGAGCCACAGAGUAUUGAAUGCAAGGAACAAGCCCCAGCUCUUGACCAAGCGUUAAAAAUUGUUUUAAAUGACAGUUCAUCUGAAUCACUGAGAAUACCUAAAGUGGCAAAACGACCUGCUGAUUUUAAAUUGAUCAGCGGUUACACAAGUGAGUUAAGGGAAGGUUUACUGCUCAGAAAAAUGAGGCAUCAAUGAUAAGAUAGCUUCCCUGUUUUCAGCCCUUUAAGAACAUCUCUACGUUUUUAGUGAAGGCCGGCUUUGAUAAGGAAUUUAGUGGCAGCCCUAGGCACAUCAGCUAUGGAAGCUGGACCCCAAAGUUUGAGAUUUUUAACUAAACAGUUUCAUUGGAUGGGUAGGCAAGCCAAUGUGGAGAAACGAUGUGCCAUCUAGGACGAUGAUAUCCAUCAAAUUAUAAAUUCAGACUGAUGAAGAUAACAGGAGAGGAAACAGAUCUGUUAGACUUGGCACCUGAAAGAAUUCAGUUUCAAACAUAAACUAUGAUAAAGUAAUUGGUUGUGUUCUUUUUCAGUGCCUCCCUUGGGUUUUGGUACAGCUGGCCUCCACCCUGAUGACAGACUGCCAGUAAUUCUCACAGCCUUGGAUGAAGGUUAUAGGUAGCAACAUGUUUAUUAUAUAUCAUUGUGGUGUAUGUCAACACCUUGCAUGUUGCGUGCUUCGAUGACGAUGGAACUACCUGAAAAAAAUAAACAUAGAUAACCAGUGGUGUGUUUAUGUACAUGCUAUUGUUUGGUUCUAGGUUAUUUGAUACCGCGCAGAUCUAUGGAACCGAGGUUCCUUUGGGAGCAGCAAUCAAGGAACGGAAUAUUCCUCGAGAUGAUGUAACCAUAGUUACCAAACUUCAUCCCCAGUACCACGGUUAUGAAUCCACGAUUUCCGCGGUUCAAGAGUCUCUGGAGAAUCUUCAAACUGACUAUAUUGAUGUAUUCCUUAUCCACACAAAAUACUGUGACGGGGGUUACUUCAAGUGUCCCGAAGGUGACUUUACGAUUCCUGUAGUUUGCUUGAUUUGUCUCAAUUACCGUGUGAGAAGAGUGCUUCCACAUCAUCUCUAUUUUCGCCACGUGCACACGUGAAAAUCUCACAACUUGUCAACAAGAUGUGUUCGCAACAGGCUUGUAGCAAGCUUGUCAACAAGUUGUAACAAUGCUGUUAUUUUAUCAAGUUGCUACAAGGUUGUUACUUGUUGACAAAUUGUUGAACUGUAGGACGAUAAAAUUUUUUUGGAACAACUUGUAACAAGUCUGUUGAGCUCAACAACCUUGUAGCAAGUUAUCAACAAGCCAUUGUUGACAACACAUCCUGUUGACAAGUUGUUGGAACAGCAUUGCUACAUGUCUGCUGCCGGUUUGUUACAACUUGUGCGUUUUUAUGUUUUCUCCUGUAAUAACACUGAAUCAAUAAAGGAUGGAACUCUUGGGGAAAACAGUUUAGAAUUGACAGGGUUUUCCAAUAGUAAAAUGCUAGUUAGAGCUAGAACAAUCAUUAUACUGCACAUAUUGAACUGUAGGUAAACCUGAAGGAACAUGGCAAGACAGUUGGCGUGCUAUGGAACAUCUUCACGAUGAAGGCAAAAUACGUAGUCUUGGAGUGAGCAAUUUUGAUGUCAUUGAUUUGAGAGAACUGGUGAACUUCACCAAGCUCCCUGUCUCUGUUGUACAGAACUGGUUUGAUCCUUUUCAUCAAGAUGAGAACGUCAGAGAAUUCUGUGGCAAACAUCGUAUUCAUUACAUGGGUUAUUCCACUCUUGGUACGUUUAUUGUUUUGUUUCAUCGAUAUGUAGUACAUACAACAUGAGUGACCAUGUUGUAUAAGAUAAACCCCAAUCGUUGCAUAUGUGAUGUAUAUUUUAUACACUUCAUACUUUUUAAUAAUCUUGGGCAUGAAUGACGAAUGAUAUUUAGUGUGAAAAAUGAAUUUAGGCCAAGUUCAAACGUUGAAUUUUUUAUUUGCCCAACCAAUUAAGUGCAAAUGAGCUCAAACAAAAGUUCUUGACAUUUAUAUUCAGUUCACAAUAAGCACGACGUUUGAAGUAAUAUUUUUGAAUGCAUUUAGUUUACUGGUAGCUAUAGUUCCAGACAAAUAAAUAGUUCUCAAUAUUUUUAGGUUCUCAAUGGACUACUUAUGGUGGCUUGGAGAGCAAUCCUGUGCUUACGUCUGCGACAUUCUUUGAGAUUGCAAGUCAUUACGAAUUUGUAGUGGCACAAGUCAUAUUGAGGUUGUAUUAUUGUUUUACAAAGGUUUAGCAUAGCCCAACUUUUAGACCUAUUUCAUUACCUAUUACAGUUACAUGGAUUUUGUAGAAAGCCAGGAGCACUUGCGAAAAAUGCAACUAUAGGUCCUCCACAGGAAUCGAUCCUGCGGCCCUGUGAUCCCGGUGUUGCGCAAGUUCGAUUGUUGGCUUGCCUACUCAAUGCGCAACUAAUUAGCCUUUCUCACGAUGAGAAUAUCCGCCAUUUUUGGGUGGCAUCUAAUUCUCGUUAACCAAUGCAGACAACUAAAACAAUGUGAAAAGCAAUUUUUUAAAAUAAACUAACCAUUUACAAAGCAAAUUUACCAUCAUUCGUCCAAAAAAUUAUAAAAAGUCGCUGUUAUGUGGACUUAUCUCGCAGACUUCGGCUGAAAUGCCACCCAAAAAUGGCGGCGUGAGAAAGGUUAAUUCUUAUACUCGUUCUCUUAAGGUGGGCCAUUCAUUUGAACAUAACUGUCAUCCCGCGGUCACAUGACCCACGUCAUAUUCUACUCAACUUCAAGACACUUGACAUGGAACUGAGCGAACAUGAAAUCAAGCUUAUCACUGAGGAAUGGUUACCAAGCACUAGCCAAGGAACAGAGCAAGAAUCAGAGAGCCUGGGGACAAAUGACGAGGAGCCUGCUGAUUUAGAGGGCCCGGAGGCCAGAGAAGAGAAUGAUGACAAUCAUGUGACGAGCGAUGGAAAUAAAGACGAACUGUAGAAAAUAAAAUUAAAUAGUUGAAACAUCUAAUGCCAGAAUGAAACGCAUCUGUAUUAAAACAAUAGGCCAUUAUUUAUUUCCAAAACAGUAGAGUAUUGUUCGUGAACACAAUAUAUAUAUAGUUCCAUUGUCAAUUUUAAUAAUGAUAUUGUUUUCAAACAGUGU